Molecule: messenger RNA, 1752 nt
Organism: Clavispora lusitaniae ATCC 42720
Lineage: Eukaryota; Fungi; Ascomycota; Pichiomycetes; Serinales; Metschnikowiaceae
Biological process (GO): carbohydrate metabolic process
Source: RefSeq, a predicted model, not a curated record
AUGAUCAACUUCUCGCUUUCGAGAACUAGAACCUUUGUCUUGGUGAUUGUCUUUUCCUCUCUCUUUCUUGUUUACAUUCAAUAUGAAAACAGGGAGAAGCAACCGGAGGAACAUUCGUUAACAAACGUUUCCAACACAGACCAAACUAAGACAAGCAAGGAAAGUGAAGACAAUUUCGAGUAUGCCGACGACAUUACGCCGCAGUUUUUGGCUGAAAUGGAUCUGCAAACAUCAGAAUGCCCAAAUUACGUGGAUUACUCUAAAAAACCCCACCCACCAUAUUCUGCGGGCAAGUAUAAGUAUCCCUACAUGCGCCCAGCACCCAAGUGUCGGACGUUCACGUCUCUGUCGCUCGAAAAGCUCAUCAGUGACUUGAAGAGGAAACUAAAAGAUCCAGACCUUGCCCGUUUGACUGAAAACGCCUUGCCCAACACCUUAGACACCACCAUUUUAUGGCAUCUUGCUGGAGACGCCAAUUCUCCACCAGAAACAUUUGUGGUGACAGGGGACAUCCAUGCGGAAUGGUUGCGGGACAGUGCUCGCCAGCUUUCGGUUUUCCAGCCUUUGGUCAAGUACGACGAGCAACUCAAAAAUCUAAUUGUGGGGGCUAUCAGAACUCAAGAGAAGUAUGUGAUUAAGGCGCCAUACUGCAAUGCGUUUCAUCCUCCUCCAGCUUCGGGUGUUAAAAAAGGCGACUCAGCUGUGGAUGACGUUCGGCCAAAGCCAGACUGGAGGUAUGUGUUCGAAUGCAAGUACGAAAUCGACUCACUUGCAUCUUUCUUGACCUUGACGAACGACUUUAUCGAAAAUUACAAUGGCGACGUCAGCGUCAUUACUCCAUCAUGGAUCACGGCGUACGAAAGGGUUCUCACGGUCUUGAAACGGGAAUCGCAGCCACUGUUUGAUCCUAAAACUGGGAAGGUAUUACCUUCCAUGUAUGCGUUCAAAAGAAAGACAAAUAUCGGAACAGAAACUUUGCCGUUGGAUGGAGCAGGCAAUCCUGUCAACUUCAACACCGGCUUGGUCAGAUCCGCUUUCCGUCCAUCGGAUGACGCUACAAUUCUUCAAUUUUUCGUUCCUGGAAAUGCCCAUAUGUUAACAGAGUUGAAGAGGACUUUGCAGAAUAUACUCUUGAAGUUGCCUGACACUUUUGAGGUGGAGAACCAUAUCCGCUACACUGAAAUGUUUAUCAAGAAUAUCGAAAAUGGCUUGAAAGAACACGCAAUUGUAAACCAUCCGAAGUGGGGCAAAGUAUAUGCCUACGAAGUAGAUGGGUAUGGUGGAAAUGUGUUUAUGGAUGAUGCCAAUAUCCCUUCUUUACUUUCGUUGCCAGAUAUCGGCUUUUUGGAUAUAAAGGACGAGGUGUACCAAAACACAAGAAAAAUGAUCUUGUCCAAGCUGGGCAAUCCAUACUUUUUACAUGGGGACUUUUUCGAAGGUAUCGGCGGGCCUCAUAUUGGAACCUCUAAUGCCUGGCCAAUGUCUUUGCUUAUGAGAAUCAGAACGACCGACGACGAUAAGGAAAUCCUCGACAAUUUAGAAAAAGUCAUGAACUCCACUGCCGCUCUCGGAUUGCUACACGAAAGUGUUAAUGUUGGCAAACCAGGCGGCAAGGACUACACCCGCCCUUGGUUUGCUUGGUGUAAUUCUGAGUUUGGGAAAACCAUUCUCCAUCUUGCCAAGCACAAACCUCAUUUGAUCUUUCAAGACGAAUAUGCCACACCUUACAGCAUCCAACUGCUCUUCUCUUGA